AUGGGGCUGCGGCCACUCAAUCGGCUCAUGUCCAUGCGUCGGGGUCGGCGUCGCCGGCCAAUUCAAAGCCCUGCAGAUGGAUUGGUGGCUUCAGCUGCUAAAAGGAAGGACUCACCCUGCCGACAAGAUGACAAUUCACGAAGUGAUAAAAAAUUGAGAUAUUCAGGAAAAAGUCUUCCUGAGGAUAUAUGGCAUCAUAUACAUUCUCUACUUCCUCUACGAGAUGCUGCACGUGUUGCAUGCGUGUCUCAUGCAUUUCGACAUUCUUGGAGAUGUUAUCCCAAUCUCGACAUAACUAGGAAAGCACUGGGUUUGGAAGACGAGAUGUCAUCAUCAUUUGAAAUAUCGAGUGCUCUUGCAAGUAUAACCAACCAGAUUCUGAAAGAACGCUCCCGUAUUGGCGUGAAGGCACUCAGGCUUGAAAUAAAUGAUUUUCCCAUGUUCAGCACCUCCAGUGAUCUUGAUCGUUGGCUUUAUAUUGCUGUUAGACCAGGGAUCGAAAAGCUUGACCUAUGGCUGAAACUACACUCAUAUGAUGAUGCGCCUGUAUACAACUUUCCAUGUCCACUUUUACUUGAUGGGAGUGGCAAGUCGAUUCGGGAUCUUCAACUCAGGAAUUGUGCCUUCCGUCCCACGGCUGAGCUUGGCUGCUUAAGAAGCCUAACUAGUCUGAGCUUGUGUUCUGUACAUAUUACGGGUGAUGAGUUAAGGUGCCUUCUUUCCAGUUCACUUGCUUUGGAUAAAUUAAUACUCUUAUUGUGCAAUGAGAUAACUUUCCUGGAGAUACCUAGCCUGCUGCAACGUCUUAGCCACCUGGAUGUCAAUUGUUGCACAAAUCUGAAAGUUAUAGAGAGCAAAGCCCCGAAUCUCUACAAUUUUAAAUAUGAGGGUGCUCUGAUACGACUAUCACUUGGUGAUUCAUUGCAAAACUUUAAAUUCUUUCGUUCAUCUUGGGCCAUGUUUCAUUAUGCUUGCAAAAAUCAUCCGCACAUGGUGCCAAAUCUUGAAGGUCUUGACAUAUCUACAUAUGUGGGUGAUACUCUGGUGGUACCUGUACCUGGCAAAUUCCUCCACCUCCGGAAACUGUGCUUUGGGUUUAUUUCCCCAGACUAUGAUUAUCUCUCUCUGGUAGAGCCGGUUGCCAUGGAGCAAGAAUCAGUUUUAGGAGAUUCUUCUCAUGAUCUAAGGAAGAUGCCAGGGCACUUGCACAGGAGCAUCAAAUAUGUGCAGAUCGUUGGUUUCUGUUCUGCAAAGAGCAUGGUUGAGCUAACGUGCCAUAUUCUCGAGAAUGCAAAGUCACUUCAGCGCCUUACACUUAGCACCUUUGUCCAAGAUGGAAUUUUCUGUUCCAGCAGCAAAACCGGUAAAUGCCUCUCGAUGAGUAGGGAUAGGAUUGUGGAAGCCCAUAAAGCACUCUUGGUCGUGCAAAGAUACAUUGUGGAGAAAGUUCCCUCUUCUGUCGAGUUGAAAGUUGUAGAGCCUUGCAACCAGUGCAAUCCUCUUAAAAUUUAG
Messenger RNA from Lolium rigidum, 1512 nucleotides. RefSeq lists its product as uncharacterized. Gene Ontology annotation, molecular function: protein binding. Lineage: Eukaryota; Viridiplantae; Streptophyta; Magnoliopsida; Poales; Poaceae. The record is from RefSeq and is a predicted model, not a curated record. Bases 1 to 1512 code for a protein of 503 amino acids. The transcript has 5 exons.